This is a messenger RNA of Drosophila sechellia, 3029 nucleotides long. It is a transcript of the gene mthl10, whose product is annotated as methuselah-like 10. The transcript is spliced from 5 exons. The record is from RefSeq and is a predicted model, not a curated record. Gene Ontology annotation, biological process: cell surface receptor signaling pathway; G protein-coupled receptor signaling pathway. Gene Ontology annotation, cellular component: plasma membrane. Lineage: Eukaryota; Metazoa; Arthropoda; Insecta; Diptera; Drosophilidae. Bases 493 to 2349 code for a protein of 618 amino acids. Gene Ontology annotation, molecular function: G protein-coupled peptide receptor activity.
AGUUUGGCGAUUAGUUUCGCUGCUCAUACGGACUGAAAACCGCGCAGCCCUCGGCAAGAUAAUGGGCAUACAUCUGAGAAAUAUUUCCAGUGAUUUUGUGGCAUACGUGAUAAGCAGUAAAGUGGUUGAAUAAAGACAUCAACGAAAAAACCCAAAAAACAAGACAGUUUGCAUAAAAACCGAAUGCGGAUAAAAAACGCGCAGAUUAUUAUUUAUGUGAGUUCAGUUCACUUGAGUUUAAAUUCGUUUCCGUGUAGUUUACAACGCACAUAGUAUAUGGUUAUUGUAUUGUUCGGUCAUUAUCGAUUUAAUAUGUGAAUGGUGUCGCAGUUUGCUUAAAUUGCGUAUACGCCUUGUGACUCCGGACUGAUAAAUUUUCAAUGCGUUGAAUGCCGAGGGUUUCGCCAAAGUUAAUUGAGAAUUAAUGGCGUUCAGGAGGGCUUAGAGCCACUGGAUCACUCAGAGCCGAAGUUACUCAGCCACAUCCUGACCAUGGACAAUUCGCAAACUGUGAUAAUCAACCAGAUAAUAAGCGAGUCCAAAGCCAAAAACCUAAGAAGUCGCAUAGCCAUCUGUCAUCUAACCUCCAUCAUGCCGAAGAAAAUCCAUCAGCCUGGAGGUUCCCUCUACUGCGGAGUUACAGUGCUGGGCGUCCUGUGCUUAGUCGUGUUCCGGUUGAUUCCGGGGAUUCCCUUCGGCACUUACGUUAUGGCCGAGAGAGACCACUACCACACCAUAGACGAUCCAAAUGUGCCCUGUAAUUUCUACGAUACGGUGAACCUGACGGGCCAUAGGCUCUUUCCCAACGGAAGCUAUGAUUACUACGGCACAAUAGUUCCUGCAGAAUUGGUCGGGACGUACGACUACAUACACAGCUCGCUAACGGAGCGCAUAGAGGUUCGGGAACACGUGAGGGGAUGCGUCUGCAAGUUCAAGUCCUGCCUGAAUAUCUGCUGCCCGUGGCGGCAGGUCUUUAACUCUGAGGUUGACGGAUGCAUAAUAGACCACACGGACAACCGAACGUGGCCAGAUCCGCCUAUGCUCAAUAUAACCUUCCGCAACGAGUCUACGAUAUUGGUCAACAUGUUCACGCAGUUUGCUAUCCAAAGCUUCAGACCCUGCCCCAAGAUGUUUUCCCUGCAGCCAGAGACCAGCAGUUGGGAUGACUAUCUACUCUUCGAGAACGGAUCCAUGCUCCGUGUGGACGAUAAACUGCUAAUCAGGAAGAACGAGUUCUGCAUGGUUCCGACCUACGUCAACGAAUCGGACAUGUUCUACACCAUACAUCCGGCCAAUUGUGACAUGCAGGACGACCAUAGCACGGUAAAGAUUAUCAACUCGUAUGCCAUGAUGUUCUCCAUUCCCUUCAUGAUGCUGACCAUAGCCGUUUACCUAUUGAUUCCCGAGCUACGCAACCAGCACGGGAAGAGCUUGGUCUGCUAUCUAAUAGGUCUCACCGUGGGUUACUCCUCGCUGUGCUACGUGCAACUCUAUCAAGUUGAUGCCACGGGUGUUACAUGCAAAGUGUUCGGAUACACAGCCUAUUUCUUUUUCAUGGGCGCCUACAUGUGGCUAAGUGUCAUCAGCUUUGACUUGUGGCACAAUUUCCGAGGGACGAGAGGAAUUAACCGAUUCCAGGAGAAGAAACGCUUCCUGUUUUAUUCGCUCUACUCUUGGGGUAUUGCCCUAGUUUUCCUGGCCUUCACCUAUUGCGCCCAGCAACUUUCCAAUUUGCCCGACAACCUAAAGCCAGGUAUUGGGGAUGGCGUAUACUGCUGGCUGGAUAUGAGCAACUGGGCAGCCAUGAUCUAUUUCUACGGUCCCAUUCUGGCCAUCGUUGUUGCCAACACCAUCAUGUUCAUAAUGACUGCGAUCAAGAUUCACGGCGUGCAGCGCGAGAUGGCCCGGAUAAUUGCGAGUGAGAACAGCACCAAGAACCUACGAACCGAGAAGGACAAACGUUUUUAUCGUGCUUGGUCCAACUAUAGAUUCGGCUUGUUCUUGCGCCUCUUUCUCAUAAUGGGCAUCACCUGGCUCACGGAGCUCAUCUCGUACUUCGUGGGCAGCGACAAGGGGUGGUCAAAGCUCUUCUAUAUCUCGGAUCUGGCCAAUGCCAUGCAGGGCUUUCUCAUAUUCAUGUUGUUUGUGAUGAAGAAGAAGGUCAAGCACUUGAUCACAAACAGAUGCUCGAGUGUUCGCGAUGGCAGCAACCAACGUCAGAGCCAGUACUCCACCAAGACCACGUCGAGCAGCGUGGCCAAUCUGUCGCUGCACGAGAAGCCAUCUGUGGAGAAGCCGCUAGUGAUCAGCUCGAGCGUGGAUCCGCAGAAAACUACCAUCUUCCGCUGAUCACAGCACUCGCAGUUGCCAUAGGCAGAGCAUUGAAUACCUCGGGAUGCGUGCAGAUCAGGAAGGACUAAUCGCAUUUAUAUUCAACUUGAUCGUCCUCGGAUUUUUGCGAACACUUCGUUCCUUUCUGUAGAUAAAGAUCACUUAUUCAUAUUUUAGGACUACAUAUUCCUAUCAUGAGAUUAUUCUGUAAUCAACAUUUAAAGUCGAUAUCUAUAAAUUCGCGCAGUAGCAUCCACAUACGGAUAGAACUUUAUGAAAGACACUACUAUAAGAGAAAGUCCCUAUCCCCCAGAACUACCACGAAAACCCACCCCACCCAAAUUCUCUUUCUUUUUUUAAUGCCAUGUGACCACGAACAACCUGAUUAGUUGUAUAAGAAAGUUAUGCAGAGCCAUAUUUACUGUUUAUGCAAGCAAAAUUUUAAGGUUCUCCGAACCCCGCUGAGAGAUCAAAUUUGUAAUUCACCAUUAGCCUAAGUCCAAGGUAAGCAUUCAGCAUAUAUACGUAACAUAUAAAUGUGCCUUGUUAAAACGAGAUUGGUGUUGAUUGAUUACUGUAUACCCUCUUUGCAUAAAUGUACCAUUCUCCAUAUCUGCAUUAUCUCUGAACUAAUGUAAAACAAAAUACAAGAAUUAUAAUUGUAUUCCAAGCUUAAUAAAGCCAAAGAUAAAAUUGAA